Messenger RNA from Chenopodium quinoa (quinoa), 1498 nucleotides. RefSeq names its product quinone oxidoreductase-like. The transcript is spliced from 5 exons. NCBI's taxonomy places the organism in Eukaryota, Viridiplantae, Streptophyta, Magnoliopsida, Caryophyllales, Amaranthaceae. The record is from RefSeq and is a predicted model, not a curated record. Bases 73 to 1272 code for a protein of 399 amino acids. Gene Ontology annotation, molecular function: quinone reductase (NADPH) activity. Gene Ontology annotation, biological process: cellular response to oxidative stress. Gene Ontology annotation, cellular component: cytoplasm; cytosol.
ACUAAACAAGUGUAUGGUCCAUUAAGAACCCAAAACAUAUGAUUAACAAGAAAAUAAAAGUUAACCAAAUAAAUGGGGUGUUUAAGGCUAGGAUUAGUACCAAAUUAUCAUCAUAAUCCUUCAUUAUUGAAUUCUAGAUCAUCCUUAAUCUUGCACAAGUAUAAAACUGGGUUUCUACCAUGUUCUUCAUUUCCCUCAAAUAAAAACUUAUUCCGAUUAAUUACCAUCACAAAUCCAAUCAAAUUGAACAAAGUUAGAGCUUGUUCAAAUUCAACCGAAAAAACAAUGGUGAAAGCAAUUAGGGUUCAUGAAUUUGGCGGUCCAGAGGUAUUGAAGUGGGAGGAUGUAGAAGUAGGAGAACCAAAGGAGGGUGAAAUCCGCGUGAAAAAUAAAGCAAUUGGGCUUAAUUUUAUUGAUAUUUACUUCCGCAAGGGAGUUUAUAAGAGUCCAACAAUGCCCUAUACUCCAGGAAUGGAAGCAGUAGGAGAGGUGGUAGCUGUAGGUCCUGGAUUAACUGGCAGAAAGGUGGGUGAUCUUGUUGCUUAUGCUGGUAGUCCAAUGGGUUCAUAUGCAGAGGAGCAGAUCCUUCCUGCUGACAGAGCUGUCCCUGUUCCGCCUUCUGUUGAUCCUAUCACUGCAGCAUCUAUCAUGCUCAAGGGAUUGACAGCUCAAUAUUUAGUCCGUAGCAGCUUCAAGGUUGAAGCUGGGCAUACUGUUCUUGUACAUGCGGCUGCGGGAGGGGUAGGAUCUCUGUUAUGCCAAUGGGCAAAUGCCCUUGGUGCUACUGUCAUUGGCACUGUCUCAACAGAAGAGAAAGCAGCUCAAGCUAGAGAAGAUGGUUGUCACCAUGUGAUAAUCUACAAGGAAGAAGAUUUUGUGUCUCGUGUUAAAGAUAUAACAGCUGGCCAAGGGGUAGAAGUUGUCUAUGAUUCUGUUGGAAAAGACACUUUUCAGGGAUCACUGGAAUGCUUGAAACUCCGGGGAUACAUGGUUCUGUUUGGUCAGUCUUCAGGUUCACCAGAUCCCGUUCCAUUGUCAGCGAUUGCAGCAAAAUCCCUCUUCUUAACGAGACCCACCCUUAUGCAUUACACCAUAACUCGGGAUGAGCUUCUAGAAGCUGCUGGAGAGUUAUUUGCAAAUGUUGCUUCAGGUGUUUUACGAGUUCGUGUUAAUCAUAAGUUUCUACUGUCACAAGCAGCUGAGGCUCAAACAGCACUUGAGAACCGACAAACAACUGGAUCAGUUGUGUUGAUACCAGAUGCUUCACUAUGAGGUCUUACUAUUAAAAAACUGUGUUUGUCACUUAUGUAUCGUGUUCAAGGUAGUUUUAGGGUGAGUACGGGUUCUGUGUAAUUACACAAGGAUCUUUUGUCUAUGUUACUACUAGAAGAAUGAGGUUUCAUCAUAAUUCAUGUUAUGUAAGCGACCAAACAUUAAUUUUUCCUGCGAGGUCUAAACUUUCACUUGCCAAUAAUGAAUAAAUGUUUGUUUGGUAUCA